AUGCUACGCAGCGCAUCUCGCUGGGUCCUAGGCAAAGGCCUCCCUUCUCUCGACAACGAAGAAAAGGGCUUCCCACCCGUCGACCACCACCACCAAACAUUCGACCCAGCCGCCAACGCAAGCCGGCCCCUCACCAUCAUCACGACCGACGAAAGCGCCCUCGUCCCCCCGCGGGACAAGCUCCUCGUCUUCCGCUCCCUCACCGGCAUCGACACCGUCCCCACGGUCUCCAACGCCGGCCACGCCACCCGCGCCGCCCCCAACCUAGGCAUAUACCCUCGCGUCGUCAAGGCCGAGGCCAAAGCAUCCCGCAGCUUCAACGUAUACAACAUCAUUGUCAAUUUCUGCCUCGGCACGCAAAUCAUCGUUGCGGCCGCGCUGACGGCCCUCGGCGCCGCCAACGGGUCCCGUGUGGCGGUCACGGCUUUUGGGGCCAUCAACACUAUUAUCGCUGGGUUUCUGACCUACCUCAAGGGGUCGGGCAUGCCGCAGCGCCUCAAGUAUAUACAGGAUGAGUUCAAGGCCGUGAGGGAGUUCAUCGAGCAGCGGGAGCGGGAGUUUUGUUUGGCGGAUUGUGCGUUGGAUCCGAUUGUGGAGGCUAGUAUCAUCAAUGAGAUGUAUCAGGAUGCGAAGCAGAAUUUGGAGGGGAAUAAUAAGACGCCCGGGGGGAAGCAGGGCGGUAGGCGUGAGCAUGGCAAGGAAUCGAGUACUAUUUCGUCGAUGCUGGGGCAGAGGUUGUCCAAGCUGUCUGAGUCGACGGGCUCGACUAGAGUGCCGGGACCGGGAUCGGGAUCGGAAAAGAUGUGA
Messenger RNA from Pochonia chlamydosporia 170, 807 nucleotides. Its product is annotated as C6 transcription factor. Bases 1 to 807 code for a protein of 268 amino acids. The transcript has a single exon. Lineage: Eukaryota; Fungi; Ascomycota; Sordariomycetes; Hypocreales; Clavicipitaceae. The record is from RefSeq and is a predicted model, not a curated record.